AUGACACCCAGUAAAUCAAACUAUCAUGCAUCCGUUAUGAUACCACUGUCAUCGCCAUCCACUUCACCAAAUGGUGGAAAUGAUGUACAUCAUUCUACAAGUACUUCACCCAAUAAUAAUGAUGAUAGUGAUCAUGUCAAUAGUAACAAUAAUCAGACAGCUCUAACACUACCGGAUGUAACCAAGAGUAGUCUAUUGAAUGAAAGUGUCGAUAACAAUCCACCGUCGUGCAGAGCAUCCAUAAACAGUUCAUUGGAGACAUUGGAUGUAAUAUCCGAUCAAAGUUCUGUUGUCGAUGAAGAUGAUAAACUACAUGUAUUCUAUCAAGAAAGAUUCGAUAUGGAAACACCACCAAGCUCGUUACAUCAACAAAUUCAACAACAAUUACAACAACAACAACAUCAACAUCAACAAGUACCUGAUUUACAAUUGGAAACAACAACAUCAACAACAAAUGAUAAAGAGAUAAUGGUAGAGAAUGUGACCGAUGCAUUGUUAUUACAACAGUUGGACGAUUCUCUGGAGAGUCCAAUCAUUAUUCCAGAGACUAAACCGGUUGAGAGAGCUUCAGUUUCAAUUCCAAGUCUCGAAUUGAACAACAGCAAUAAUAAUAUUAAUAAUAGUAAACUAAAACCAUCGCUACCUCCAAGAAAUCCAGAUUUAACUGUUGUUUCUGAAGCAACCAUAUCCGACUCACCAAGAGUGUCUCCUAUUAAACCAGUUGUUAACAAACCUUCUCCAUUUGUUGCAACAGCAAUCAACAACAAUAAUAAUAAUAAUACUACACCAACAAGACCAACAGCCAAACCAAUUGCAAAAUCAAUGCCAACAUCACCAAUCAAUCAAUCACCAACGCUCACCUCUGCAAACUCCACUCCGACCAACACUACGCCUAGAUCAACAUCACCAUCGACCGUUGUUGCCUCAAAAACAGUUCAAAUUGGUGGACCCGAUUCUCCAAUUAAAGUAUCACUUCGAAAAACAUCAGCUCCACUUCCUUCCAACAACAACAACAACUCUGCACCAAACAGUUUACAAUCGCCAUCGUCUGGAGCGUCUAAUGAUUCACCCAGAAAAGAACAAGGUGCACCCUCUCAAGUUAGACCAAGAGCUCAAACGAGCAAGGCUCCACCAGAACUCAAAAAGAGUCAUACCGUCAAUAGUCUUUCAGAUCCAAAGCUGAUCGCAACCAACGAUCAUUCUCCAUCAGUGUCAUCAUUAAUCUCUGUUUUUGGUGAAAAGAUACAAAGAAGAGGUUAA
Heterostelium album PN500 is the source of this 1260-nucleotide messenger RNA. RefSeq lists its product as uncharacterized. The transcript has a single exon. The coding region runs from base 1 to 1260 and encodes 419 amino acids. The record is from RefSeq and is a predicted model, not a curated record. NCBI's taxonomy places the organism in Eukaryota, Evosea, Eumycetozoa, Acytosteliales, Acytosteliaceae.